UUAAUUAUUUAAUUGUGCUGGAAUUUCUGCAGAGGCGCGUCUCGCCCCGUCUUGUAUCGUCGCACCCAAAUCUCAAUGGAAUAAGGCGGCAUUCAGGCCAGCCUCUUUCUCUGUUCCUCUCCCGGAUGAUGGCUUUUUUCUCCAUUGCCUCUUUCCCUCCCCGCAGAUCAUAGUCCGAAGGGGAAGAGUGUUUCCGGCAAUGGAGGAGCCAAGCCAACUGAAGCGGGCGAUGAUCGAUGCCAUGGCUGGGGCAAUUUCUGGUGGUAUAUCACGGACAAUCACAUCACCGCUUGAUGUUAUUAAGAUUAGAUUCCAGGUCAAUUUUGGUUCAACUUGAGCCCACAACUUCAUGGGGCUUACUACGCAAGGACCUGUCUGCACCGUCAAAAUAUACUGGAAUGCUUCAAGCAACCAAAGAUAUUUUUAGAGAGGAAGGCUUGCGGGGCUUUUGGCGGGGCAACGUGCCAGCACUACUCAUGGUUAUGCCAUAUACAGCAAUACAAUUUACAGUAUUACACAAGUUGAAAACGUUUGCUGCUGGUUCUUCCAAGACAGAGAAUCACAUUAAUCUGAGCCCUUAUCUAUCCUAUGUCAGCGGAGCUUUAGCUGGGUGUGCAGCUACUGUAGGGUCAUAUCCAUUUGAUCUUCUCCGAACUAUUUUAGCUUCUCAAGGUGAACCUAAGGUAUAUCCAAACAUGAGGGCAGCGUUAAUUGAUAUACUCAGGACUCGUGGCAUCCGAGGCUUGUAUGCUGGAUUAUCACCAACAUUAGUUGAGAUUAUACCUUAUGCAGGUCUACAGUUUGGUACCUAUGAUACAUUCAAGCGUUGGGCUAUGGCUUGGAACCUUAGAUAUUCCGAAACUGCUUCAGAAGAUGGCCUCUCUAGCUUUCAACUUUUCCUUUGUGGAUUAGCGGCGGGAACAUGUGCCAAGCUUGUCUGUCAUCCCCUGGAUGUGGUGAAGAAAAGAUUUCAGAUUGAAGGGCUUCAAAGGCAUCCGAGAUAUGGAGCUCGAGUGGAGCAUCGUGCAUAUAGGAAUAUGUUUGAUGCGAUGCGGAGGAUAUUGCAGUCUGAGGGUUGGGCUGGUUUAUACAAAGGGAUAGUCCCCUCAACUAUCAAAGCUGCACCGGCCGGGGCCGUAACAUUUGUUGCUUAUGAAUUGACCUCCGAUUGGCUGGAGUCUCUUUUGCAUUGAAUUGAAAAUUUUUGGACAUACUUUUCUCAUUCUUUUUUUUUUUUUUGCUUUAGAUUAUUUAACACCCUCAUAGGCAUAGGAUAGGAAGAAAGCAAGCUAAGGUCAGAGGUAUUUAUUAUCUAGUCUAUAAUCACGGUCGAUAGUCAAGAAGGCUGUUGUCCCCGUCCGAUUGCUCUCUCUCUCUCUCUCUGUUUUUUUUUAAUAGAAUGUUUUUUUAGUUUUAAUUUAUCAUUUGAAGGAAUCGAAAUUAUAUAUAUGUAUAUAUUUAUUUUUGGUAUCGAAAAUUUGGUACAGCGCA
Molecule: messenger RNA, 1491 nt
Organism: Prosopis cineraria
Lineage: Eukaryota; Viridiplantae; Streptophyta; Magnoliopsida; Fabales; Fabaceae
Product: mitochondrial thiamine diphosphate carrier 2-like
Exons: 8
Coding region: 237-1193 (318 amino acids)
Biological process (GO): thiamine pyrophosphate transmembrane transport
Cellular component (GO): mitochondrial inner membrane
Molecular function (GO): thiamine transmembrane transporter activity
Source: RefSeq, a predicted model, not a curated record